This is a messenger RNA of Trypanosoma cruzi, 789 nucleotides long. Its product is annotated as synaptojanin (N-terminal domain), putative. The record is from RefSeq and is a predicted model, not a curated record. The annotation marks the transcript as partial. Lineage: Eukaryota; Euglenozoa; Kinetoplastea; Trypanosomatida; Trypanosomatidae. The transcript has a single exon.
AUGCAGGCCGUCAAAACUCCUCGCAAACGCUGCGCACUGUGCGUAAAAAAUGGCCACCAGAUUUUGUUCUUGUCUAUUCCAAAGCCCGUCGAUCCACCCGCUCCAAUUGAAUUAGAGCCACUGAUGUUUUUUGAAGACGCUUCCCCAUCAGAGACGCCUUGCAUGAAGAAAAUUGUGGCAAAUGGGACGAACAAAUGGGAUGGCGGCUGGGUCGUGGUACCGUUGGUCGUUAAUGGCAACGGGGAGAUGGAGCGGUGCCGAGGCUUUGGCAAGGGUGAAUUUUCAAGUUUUAGAGAGGCGUACGAUGUUUGCGGUCCUUUUGAAUCUCUUGCAGAGUACCCAGCUAUGUUUGGUUGCAUUCUUUUGGACACAAUCUACCUUUUGGUUGCGACAAGGGUGGAGCUGAUUGCCCUUUUGCCAUUUGGUGGCAUCAUUCAUCGUGUUUUAGGGACGGAAUGGAUUCCGCUAUUUAUCCCAGGGUCAGUGCCGCUACGUCUCUCGACGACUGAUAGGAGCCGGUUGAAAGAAUUUCAGCAGUACUCGUAUGAGAGGGGGUAUUUUUACUCUGACGACUGCGACCUUAUUUACCCAUUUCCCUUUUCACCAAAUUCUGCCGGUGAGGCGCCCGCGUUUCACUGCGACUGGUCGGAGCAACUGCGGCAACCGUUUUGUCUUCAUGGCCUUUCUGCAGGCUGCUCCGUUCUUAUUCGUGGCUUUGCGGAAGAAAAGGUUGUGCAACUAAAAAAUGGAUCUGUGCUUCACAUGCUGCUUUUGGGUCGUCAGACAAUC